UCGGGGUUUUCUAGGGGCUUCUGGCUUCUCUCCAGCUGUGAGCCAACACCAGGAGGAUUGGCUGGGGGCCUGGAGUCCAAGGCUGUGCCCUCUGCUGUGCAGCCCCCCACACCCAGGGCAGGUGGAUCUGGAGGAUCCCAUCUCGAGGAGACUGGUGAUGAGGGCCUUUGCCUCAUUGCUGGCUCUUGAGCACCAGGGAGACAAAGCUCAGCCGACGUCCCAGUCUGUUAACUCCCUACCCCACCAGCCCAACCAUGACCACCCCAGACGGUUGCCCAAGGCUGAGGAGUCGGGAGCCAAAGAGACCUGCUGGGGGGGGAGACAGGAGAGGCUGAGGCCCGGCAACUGAGGACACCGUGCCUCUGGACAGGCAGCACUGAAGGAGGGGUCUGGAAGCUGGGACUGCCUCUCCAUGCCUCCCAAAUUGCUCCUUGAUUUCUGGGUCUUGGGGAAGACAGCAGAGUGUGCCCUUCUUUGGCUCUAGCCUGGAACGACAGACAAAGGAGGAGGGGUUGGGGGCCUUUGCCUUGUGGUCUUUCUAGGAUGGAAGAGCGGUGCUCCCAGUUGCCCCCAUAUCCCAGAAAAGACUGGAAGAACAAGAGGUCACCACAGAGCACUGAGCAGAGUUCCCUGUGCUGUACAGUCACCUUGGAGGUCAGAGAAUCUCCCCGACUCUCACGUGGAUCCUGGCCCAGCCUGCCGCAGCAGCCAGGCACUGUCCCCGAAGCAGAGGCAGCGGGAAGAGGGCAGUGGGACGUGCCCAGUCUGCGGGGGGACAUGGCAGGAUUGUCGACAGAUGACGGUGGCAGCCCCAAGGAGGACGUGGACCCAUUCUCCUAUGACUAUGAGACUGUCCGCAAUGGGGGCCUGAUCUUCGCUGCCCUGGCCUUCAUCGUGGGGCUUAUCAUCAUCCUCAGCAGACGAUUCCGCUGCGGGGGCAGGAAGAAGCACCGGCAAGUUCACGAAGACGAGCUGUAAUGAGAGAGCCAGCCGGGUCCACCAUUGCACCAGGGCCGCUUGGGAAGCCCUCCCUGAGCUAUAGGUCUUUGUCCCCGGGACUGCCAGGCCCUCGGGCUGAAGGAAGCCCCGGGUUCUGCAUGACCCCUGGGUGGGCAUCGCCUCCUCCCACCCCGUGCUAAUAAUAAAGCCGGAAUCAGAGACA
Eubalaena glacialis (North Atlantic right whale) is the source of this 1162-nucleotide messenger RNA. RefSeq names its product FXYD domain containing ion transport regulator 2 (gene FXYD2). The record is from RefSeq and is a predicted model, not a curated record. Lineage: Eukaryota; Metazoa; Chordata; Mammalia; Artiodactyla; Balaenidae. Gene Ontology annotation, cellular component: membrane. Gene Ontology annotation, molecular function: sodium channel regulator activity. Bases 544 to 978 code for a protein of 144 amino acids. The transcript has 9 exons. Gene Ontology annotation, biological process: regulation of sodium ion transmembrane transporter activity; monoatomic ion transport.